Molecule: messenger RNA, 1388 nt
Organism: Aureobasidium subglaciale EXF-2481
Lineage: Eukaryota; Fungi; Ascomycota; Dothideomycetes; Dothideales; Saccotheciaceae
Exons: 4
Coding region: 68-988 (306 amino acids)
Biological process (GO): SNARE complex disassembly; intracellular protein transport
Cellular component (GO): SNARE complex; vacuolar membrane
Molecular function (GO): syntaxin binding; soluble NSF attachment protein activity
Source: RefSeq, a predicted model, not a curated record
GCCUCCUAAACAUUUCUAUACAACUUCCACACAGCACUUGCAGACUCAUCGCCAGUCUAGACUAACCAUGGCUUCAUCACUCGCCGCCGAGCAGGAUCUGCUCAACAAGGCCAUCAAGCAAGAGAAGAGCGCAUCCGGUGGCUUCUCCUUCUUCGGAGGGCGUGGCGAAAAGUACGAGAAGGCCGUCGAAAUGUACCGCACAGCAGCGAACGCCUACCGUGUCAAACUCACCUCGAUCGACGACCCCGAGACCAUUUCCCUCGCAAUCUCCCAAGGCGGCAGCGCUCUCGAAUCCGCUGCUAGAAUCUGCACAGAGAACCUGGAGGAGCCCUUGGAUGCUGUCAACAUCUACAACGAGGCCUUCAAGCUGUACCACGAGGUGCAGCCCGAAAAGGCCGCCACCAUGCUGGAGCAGGCCAUUCAGAAGCAAAAGCAGUUGGGAAGAUGGAGACCGGCUGCCACGAAUACAGAGACUCUAGCCACACAUUACCAGCAGGUGCUGGGAAACAACCCAAAGGCCAUCGAGGCCUACAAGGACACAUUAAAGUGCUACAAGCAAGAUCCCGCUCCUGCACUCGAGAACAAGAUCACCCUGGCACUUUCCGACCUGCAAGCACUCGAGGGCGACUACAGCAGUGCGAUCCAAGGUUACGAGACGGCGGCCGACAAGGCGCAAAACAACAACCUCCUCGCCUGGAACAUCAAGAACUACCUCUUCCAAGCUGGUAUCUGCCACUUGGCCACUGGCGACAUGGUAGCCACAUCCCGCGCCUUUGACGAAUGGCGUUCCAAGCACGCACAAUUCACGUCCGCUCGCGAGUUCCAACUCCUCAACGACUUGAAAGAGGCAGUAGAGGCUGGAGACCAAGACAUGUUUGCCGACCGAUUGUUCCAGUUCGACCAGAUGCAAAAGUUGAACAAGUGGCAGACGACUGUGCUUCUCAGGAUCAAGGAGAAGAUCGAGAGCCAGGACGAGGAUUUCUCUUAGAUGAUUAUACCGACACAUUGGGAGCGUCUUUGUUUUUGGCGUUGGUUUGAUAUCCUUGUAAUUCUGACGCACGAAGGACAGAAGUACUAUGUUGGCCGUUCCCCGUUUACAUGCGCAGAGAGAGUCAUAGUCUCUCAAGAUUGUUCAGUUUGUCUUUCCAUCUUCUUUUGGACUCUCAGCACCGCCCUGACUUGCUCCAAACAAGCCCAAGCCCCACCAGGCCGUUUGUGGUGCGACUUCGGUCUUUGCCUGUUGUAUCUCAUUCUUUGCAUGUGCCCUCGCAUGUUGAAUCUCCGACAUGGCUUCGUCCUUGGCCUCUUGAAGACGCUCUUUCACUUCUACCCCAAUUGACUUGUUGUUAUCGAUAGCAGGAAUCUCUGGGUCGCGUGAGGUCGGCGGG